Messenger RNA from Microthlaspi erraticum, 2184 nucleotides. Lineage: Eukaryota; Viridiplantae; Streptophyta; Magnoliopsida; Brassicales; Brassicaceae. The record is from the annotation of a GenBank genome assembly.
AUGGCGGAGACGACGAAGGUGAUGUAUAUAGUGGUGGUCGACGAUGUGGAUGCGGCGGCGACGGUCGAAGAAGACGGAACCGGGAAUUGGAAAGAUUCGUUCCGGUAUACGCGUCCGGUUUUGCAGAGCACUCUUCAGCUUAUGGGAUGCAAAGCGCGUCACGCCUUUAAGAUUAGUAAAAGGGUUUUUGAGUUAAUAAGAAGUGAAGGAUCCUUAAUCCUAUCGCCUACCUCGCAUGCGAAAGAAUCUGAAUUUGGGAAGACAGUUGAUGGUGUAGAAAAGCUUAACAAAGCUAGCUCUUUGCCUACUACCGAUGGUGAUGUUGACAAGUGUAAAAGUAAACCGUUCGAGAUGUACAAGAGGCGCACAACGGUGGUUGUUCCGAGAGAGAUAUUUGUAAAUGUGGUCUGUGAUGCUCUCGCUGAAUACAAGUAUGUGGGUCAUGACCAAAGAGCAGACCUGAUUCUCGCUUGCAAGAUUCGAGAAAGGAAAGAAUCUGUGACGGUUCUGCUUUGUGGCACUAGUGGCUGUGGCAAAUCUACACUCUCUGCACUUUUGGGAAGCAGGUUGGGGAUAACAACGGUCGUCUCAACCGACUCAAUCCGUCACAUGAUGAGAAGUUUCGUCGACGAAAAGCAAAACCCUCUGCUGUGGGCUUCAACGUACCACGCUGGAGAGUUCCUCGACCCUGUUGCAGUAGCUGAGUCUAAAGCCAAGAGAAGAAGAGCCAAAAAGCUUGAUGGCUACGCAAAAUCAACACUUGAGGACGAAAAACCUGACGUUGGGUCAAAAUCAACCACCCCUGUGUUGCUAAGCCCCAAGCAAAUGGCUGUAGAAGGAUACAAGGCGCAAAGCGAAAUGGUGAUUGACAAUCUCGACAGGCUCAUCACUUCUUGGGAAGAACGGAAAGAGUCUGUCGUCGUCGAAGGUGUCCAUCUAAGCCUCAACUUCGUGAUGGGGCUGAUGAAGAAGCAUCCUUCGAUUGUUCCUUUCAUGGUGUACAUAGCGAACGAGGAGAAACACUUGGAACGUUUCGCGGUCAGAGCCAAGUACAUGACUCUGGACCCGGAGAAGAACAAGUACGUCAAGUACAUACGUAACAUCAGAACGAUACAGGACUACUUGUGUAAACGAGCUGACAAACAUCUUGUCCCUAAGAUAAACAACACGAAUGUUGAUAAGAGCGUGGCUGCGAUACACGCAACGGUGUUCAGCUGCAUGCGAAGGCGAGAAGCAGGGGAGCAGCUGUAUGAUGCUACCACGAACACGGUCUCUGUGAUCGACGAUGAGUAUAGGAACCAGUGUACGGCGAACUCGUUGAGCUCCAAAGGAAUGUUUCAGUUGAUUCAGAGGAAAGGCUCUUCUAGGAAUCUGAUGGCGCUCUUGAAUACUGAUGGCACUUUCGCAAGAACGUGGCCGGUUAGUGGUAAGGUUGAUGAGAGCGGGAAGCCUGUCGUGUGUAAUGAGAAAACAGAGGAGAAUGGAAUGGAGCAUCCGGUUUAUGGAUAUUUGCAGAAAGCAGAACCGGUUAACCUUCAGUUUGGUUUGUUUGGGAUCAGUGCUUGGCCUAGUGAUGGAGCAACGAGCCGUGCAGGGAGUGUAGAUGACUCUAGAGCUGACUUGGCUGAUAAUGGAAGUAAGCAGUUCUCUUCUUGCUGUAGCUCGCCGAGGAUGUCUGAAGGAACAUCUAAAGAGCUUAAGGAGGAGCAGUCUGUGAAUGGAAGCGAUGAGGAAGUGGAGGAUGAUCCUCCUGAGCAAGAUACUGAUUUUAGCGAUGACGAUGACAAUAACAAGCGAGACCAUGAAGAGGUGGGAUCUGUUGAUGAGCAAUCGACAAAGUCAGAUGAGGAGUACGAUGAUCUUGCAAUGGAGGACAAAAGCUACUGGACAGACGAGGAGGAAGAGUCUAGAGAUACUGUUGCGGUGAUGUCUGAGAAAAACCACCACAAGCAGGCAACGAAAGAGGAUAAGUACAUACAGAAUCUAGACCUUUUCAUGCGGACUGCGAACCAGCAGCUGGUCGAGCCGCUUCAGCUAUGUGCCUCGCUGCUCACGUGCGAGAAUGGGAACGCGAGGCUCUGGUCGGCGGGUAAAGAAAAGAUGAAGAAACGUUCUUUAAGCAUCUCGGCUCUUGGGAAAUACUGUUCUGGUUUGGGUGAUCCGAUCCUCUUGGGAGCUCCAUGA